AUGGAUCGAGGAGAAUUGAGUAGAGUAUUUCAAAUGUUUGAUAAGAAUGGAGACGGCAAGAUCGCAAAGAAUGAGCUGAAGGAUUUCUUUAAAAGCGUGGGCAUCCUCGUCCCCGAAAACGAGAUUAAGGAGAUGAUAGCAAAGAUGGACGUGAAUGGAGACGGUUGCAUGGAUAUAGAUGAGUUUGGAUCAUUGUACCAAGAAAUGAUCGAAGAGAAAGAGGAAGAAGAGGAUAUGAAAGAAGCAUUCAGAGUGUUCGAUCAGAACGGCGAUGGAUUCAUCACAGAUGAAGAGCUGAGGUCGGUUCUUGCAUCAAUGGGGUUGAAGCAAGGAAGAACACUUGAAGAUUGCAAGAAGAUGAUCAGCAAAGUUGAUGUUGAUGGAGAUGGUAUGGUUAAUUUCAAGGAGUUUAAGCAAAUGAUGAGAGGUGGUGGAUUUGCUGCUCUUAGCUCCAGUUAA
This is a messenger RNA of Microthlaspi erraticum, 459 nucleotides long. NCBI's taxonomy places the organism in Eukaryota, Viridiplantae, Streptophyta, Magnoliopsida, Brassicales, Brassicaceae. The record is from the annotation of a GenBank genome assembly.